AUGGUAAGGAUCAAUAGCUUUAAUGUGCGAAGAGUACUCUUGGACCAGGGAAGUUCUGCGGAUAUUAUUUACGGCGAUGCAUUCGAGCAGUUGGGAUUAACAGAUAAAGACCUGAUGUCGUACACUAGGACUCUGGUAGGUUUCUCGGGAGAACAGGUCUGGGUACGUGGCUGCCUGGAUUUAGACACGGUCUUUGGAAUUGACGAGAACGCCAAGCUUUUGCGUGUAAGGUAUUUGGUAUUGCAGGUUGUGGCAUCAUACAAUGUCAUCAUCGGACGGAACACGCUAAAUCGCCUCUGCGCAGUAAUUUCAACGGCUCACCUAGCGGUGAAGUACCCACUGAUCUGCGGUAAGGUCGGGAAAAUCGUGGUAGAUCUGCAGAGGGCGAGGGAAUGCUAUAAUAAUUGCCUCAGUUUGUAUGGAAAGAAGGGAGCCAGUGAUGGGCACAGAUGUCACGAGAUCGAGAUCUUGGAAGGGGGUCAAGGUCAGCAUGGUUUUCAAGGCCAAGGGUGA
Molecule: messenger RNA, 513 nt
Organism: Lotus japonicus
Lineage: Eukaryota; Viridiplantae; Streptophyta; Magnoliopsida; Fabales; Fabaceae
Exons: 1
Coding region: 1-513 (170 amino acids)
Source: RefSeq, a predicted model, not a curated record